Scomber scombrus (Atlantic mackerel) is the source of this 5927-nucleotide messenger RNA. RefSeq names its product family with sequence similarity 83 member Ha (gene sack1ha). Gene Ontology annotation, cellular component: keratin filament. Bases 314 to 4693 code for a protein of 1459 amino acids. The transcript has 6 exons. The record is from RefSeq and is a predicted model, not a curated record. Gene Ontology annotation, molecular function: keratin filament binding. Gene Ontology annotation, biological process: positive regulation of cell migration; protein localization to cytoskeleton; intermediate filament cytoskeleton organization. NCBI's taxonomy places the organism in Eukaryota, Metazoa, Chordata, Actinopteri, Scombriformes, Scombridae.
UCAGCGUGGACACAGAGCUGUGAGGAGCAGAAGUGAAUAGACUGUGGAGCUUUAAUCGAGGCGGGGCGACAUUUGACGACGGUAGUUUUUCUCUCUCUCUCUCUUUCUUUUCGCUCAGUCUCAAACAUUCUCGCCAACAUGCCUCAAGCAUGACAAUAAACUGGUUUAGCUGGGUGACGUGGGGAAACCGAUGGACCUAAAACUUUAAGCGAGUCCCACCUGGACUAGAAGCGCGAUAUGUUGUGGAAAAAAACAUGGUGAAGAGAGCAAGAUGACGAAACUUUGAGGAGUAAAUAUCAUAAAGGCCAACAACAUGGCACGUCGCUCUCAGUGUUCCUCUGCUGGGGAUAACCCCCUAGACCCCAACUACCUCCCUCCUCAUUAUCGGGAAGAGUACCGCUUGGCUGUUGACGCACUGGUUGAGGAGGACUUGGAGGGAUACUACGACGUCCUCCAAAAAGCAAAUGUGGUGGACUUCCUGUCCAGACCUGAGAUUCACUUUAUUCGGAGCUCUGUUCAGGUGCCUCAGCAGAGCAGCCAGAAGGAACACCAUUUUCAUGACACUGGGGGAGAUGGUUCCUCAGACACAUACUGGCCGAUCCACUCGGACCUGGACCCACCGGGCCUGGACCUUGGCUGGCCAAACCUGCAUCACUUCAAUGUACCCACAGAGGUCACCACUCUGAUUAACCCCCCAGAGCCUUACAUGCCGAGUAUCAAGGAACAGGCGCGGAGACUUAUUAAGAAUGCUCAGCAGGUGAUUGCCAUAGUGAUGGACAUGUUUACUGAUAUUGACAUGUUUGCGGAUAUUCUCAAUGCUGCCAUGAGGAAUGUUGCCGUCUAUGUUAUUUUAGACGAGCAGAAUGCACAUCACUUCACCAACAUGGUGUCCAACUGCAGAGUAAAUCUACAGAGCAUCCAGUUUCUACGUGUGAGAACAGUGACUGGCACCACAUACCACUGUCGCUCAGGGAAAACCUUCAAAGGUCAGAUGAUGGAUCGCUUCUUGUUGACAGACUGCAGGGCUGUGCUGAGUGGAAACUACAGCUUCAUGUGGUCUUUCGAGAAGAUACACCGUUGUAUGGCACACCUUUUCCUUGGACAGCUUGUAUCAACUUUUGAUGAAGAGUUUCGGAUUCUGUUUGCUCAGUCACAACCUCUGAUGAUUGAAAAUGUGCCUGCUCCAAUGGAAGAGUUUAACCCUCUACAAAAGAGGCAAUUCCCACAUGAAAGAACUUCACUGUACAGAGACCCCAGGAAGUGUCAUCCAGAUGAUGAUCGUACUGAUAUUGAUUGGAGAAUGAUGCCCCUUAAAAAUCCUGCAGAUCCGCACAGAAGGUUUUCAUCCAUGCAGUCACUAGUAGAUCCCUCAUUGGAUCAGGGCCACUCCAGGAUGCCCACUAUGGAUAAUCCUGCCUUCAAACGGCACAGUUUCGCUGAAGGUGGUCAUGGUAGAUACUCUUAUCCAUUCCUGCAGCCACAGGAGUUGCCAGACCUUGAAUCCCAGGGAAGGCAUUUUGACAGGGGCCAGCAGUCAAAUGUAAGAGCAGGACCCGAGGCAAACUACAGUGGCUAUGACACAUUUUGGAAUCAAGACAAGUCAGGUCAUUCAGCAGAUGAGUAUUCUGAUCCUGGCUUACCACAAGACACGGAUAACUUUGAUCCUGUGCUACACUAUUUAUCAUCUACCAGAAAUGUAGAAUUUGACAACGCCUCAGACAGCUUCCUGCCUGCAGGAGAUUUACCAUUAAGUUACCCUAGAAGAUCGAGUUUAGACCAGUCAUAUGCAUGUCAAACCUCACCCACACCCUCUAAUCCAACUGAUCAGAAGCAGUUUUUCCCACCUAGCAGUGAUCGCAAGGAUCCCAUAGUGAAACGGGGGCUAAGAAACUAUAGGCUUAGCUCUUACCUCAGUGCUUACGAUAAUCCAGGAGAUGAAGGCCUGCCACUGGCACCAUCUCAAGUGCCAGAUCCUUUGGACGAACAAUCUAAUCCCGCCAUACAGCAGAAAAAAACAGGCACGCACUUUUCAGUUCCUAAAAUCCCUCAAUUCAGAGAAUUUAAGGUUCCUGCUUUACGCAGGGCAAGUCAGAUGCCAAAUUAUAUCAAACAUGUACAAGAGCAAUCGGAGAAAUCACCUGAUGAAAGUACUGCAGUGGGAGUGGAAACCAAAUCAACACCAACACCUUCAGAAUCAUCAUCCACAACUGAGGGAGACAAGACAGAGGAGGCAGAGCAAAAGGAACCAAAGACUAGUGUUGUUCGAAGGGAGGAGUCGUUCCGUAGGAAAUACAAUCCAGCAGUACCGAGAAGUUCGAGAUUAAGAUCUUCUCUGAUAUUCAGCUCUCUGGACCAGCAAACUGCUGCAGGGCAACAGGAUGAGGAGGGUGACAAGGCAGAACAGACAAAAUUACCUUUUGCUUCUCAGAUUUUGGGACAAAAAAGAUCUGCUACAAAAGAACCUUUUGAAUGGAGUCGUUACAUAAAAUCAGCCACUUUUGAUGGCUCCGGACUUGAAGCUUCAAAACCAGAUGACGGAACUAGUAAAGCAGAAGAGAGAGAUUCAUCCUCAAAGGAUGAAAAUUCAAAGAAUCCACCAGAAAACCCUGAGGUACAAGAGUCAUUAAAACAAUCAGAUGAAGCUGAGCUGCCCAAAACUGAUCAACUAGUACAACCACCCAAAUCUUUGCUCACUCCACUCUUUUUAGAUAUGAGUGAUCCUGAUGAGAGGCUCAAGUUUUUCAAAGAGAUGGCAGCCAAACGCAAAGCUACAAAGGCUGCAGAAGGUGAAAAGAGCACAGUGCAGGCUCCGAUGAAAGCAACAACUGAUCUUAAUGUCAGUGAUGAAACUAAGAAGUGGGGCAGUCAGGUCAAUAAUGACCCCAAUACCUCCAAAUGUUGUGAAGAGGAACAAACCACAGUCUCAACUGAUUCAGAGAAAAUAGAGAUGAAGAACAACCAAGCAGCGUCCUUGCCUGUUUGUGCAGAAACAGAAACCCCUCAGAGUGAACCAUCAGAAGACACAAAGCUAUCAAAACGUGCUGUAAAAGGCCCUAGUCCCUGUCAGUCACCUAUAACACCUGUUCCAUCUCUUGUGCAAGUUACUGAUAAAAGUGAAAAACCUAAUUCCAUUCCUCAGACCACUUGUAGUCCCACAGCUUUCAGCUUUGCCCCUCUUUCCACUCCAGCAGAGACUGUAUCAUCUGAUAUCACCCAAGAAGACUCAAGCUCAACCCUGACCUCCAGCAUACUGUCCCCAAUAUCUGACAAAAUAAAAGCAAAGGAAUGUUUCAGCCCCCCCCUACCUGACUCGGCCCAAUCAGCGGACGAAGCUUUACAAACAUACACUUCUUCUGACGUGCAAGCAAAAUCCACUCAAGCUCUGUUAGAUUCUGUAGCAGUUGACUCCUCUCAUGUUGAAUUUGAUAUUUCUCCUGACACAUGUGCUGCCGGUUCAGUGCCCUCCUCAUUAGAGUCCACUACAAAGACAAACUCUGAGGAAUCUUGUUGGAUAUUGUCUGAUUCACAAAGAGAUGCUCUUCAAUCAGAAAACAGCCCCAUUGCAGAGGAAUUUGAGGUUUCCUCCAGUGUUCUUGCAUCACCAAAGGACACCAAAGCUGAUAGCAUAACUCCUAGCCUUAGCUCUCCAUCAACUGAGUGGUGUUUACCCAUUGUAUCUGAUCUGGAAAGUGGUUACUCUACAUCAGACCAAAAAGGGGCCAUUACUCCUAACUGUACCCCAGGAGACGCUGCAGAUGAGCAAUCAGACAUCCCUCCUGAUGCCCCCCAGUCUGAAAGAAGUGCAUGUUCUCAAGAUGCACCGACACUAGCAAACUAUCCCUCAGAACUUUACCCAACAAGCUCUGACUCUCCCAUUCCUGCUGAAACAAUACCAUGUUCUUCUCCUCUGUCUGACUCAUUUGGAUCUGUCAUGUCCCCUAAGGCUGAAAAAACAAAAACCAACAUGCCUGUAUUGCACAGUUCCUCAGAUACUAUUUCUUUUACCAGUGAGACGCCAACAGACUCAAACAAAGCUCCGCACCCAACAGAAUCUCCCUUUAGUCCAACUGGGCCUACCUCAAUAGUCACAUCAGUCACAACAGAACCUGAUCUGCCAAGCAAAAGAUCUGAAUCUGUUACAUCUGAAAGCCACACUUCAGAGUCAUCUGUACCUGCCGAUAUUAGUUUUACAGAUGAGCAUGAACUGUCUGAACCUUUUGAGGAAGCAAAUGUGGACACUGAAGCUACAAACAAGGUAAAUAAUAGUACUACACGGGAAUCAAAUGACCAAGCAAGGCAAAAUAACUGCUCGAAGUUAGCAGAAUCUGCAUCAGAUGAAGUCGUUCCUCUGUCGCCACAGUCCGAGAAGCCGAAAUCAACCCAGUCUCGCUACCACUCAUCAACUGCCAAAGUGCUUUCAAGCAGCAACCUCAGAGAUGAUACAAAGCUUCUACUAGGGCAAAUUUCCGCAAAUAGCCAAAACAGGAAUGAGAUGACCAAAGAGCUUUCUGUCACUGAUGAUGAGAAAGAAGAUAAAGCUGAUAAAAAUGCCAUAAGUGCGAAAGAAAGAGGGAUCAGGUCAUUCGGCAGAGCACCGCCGAAGUCAGCUGAGGAGCGCAAGGAACUGCUGGAGAAGAUCCAGAGCAUGAGGAAGGACAAGAAAGUUUACAGUCGCUUUGAGAUGGCACCUUAGGUGGGAUACGAAGAAAGUUGUGAGGAUAAAUAGUAUAUCCGGAAAAAAAUGCAAAACACGAUGGAAAAGUGAAAGGAUGAACAAGACAUUUUCUUAAGAAAGACAUGAACUUACAGAAUGAAACUCCUACAAAUUAGUACAGAUGUGCCAUGAUUGACAAAGGGCUUCCUUCGACGGGUGAGUCACCAAGUUUCUUCGGGUGAAAAUGACAUGGACUGAGACUACGUAUGUGUGAUGUUUUUACUGACUUCAUGGGUGAAGUGCAAUGUUUGCAAAAGUUUCUGUUAUGGAAUCUGUCCUUGCCUUUUUUUUACAGCAUUGACAGCCAUCACAUAAAUAUCAGUUGGGGGUUUCAAGUGUAACAUAUAAUCUAAAGUAUCCCAAUACUUGUAAAAGGGUAUCAUAACAUGCUGUCAUGUAUUUGACAAUCAUUUUAAACAAAGAUGCUGAUAAAAAUGUGUUUUUGUGAAACAGGUGGAUAUGUAAAUUCAUAUCCAUGCAGGAGUGUAAAUGUUUUGAUAGGAAUUAAUUGUAAUUGUUUAAUUUUCUGAAAUCUUAAUCAAACAUGAACAAAACUACAAAUUGUGAACAGUGCAUAUGACAUUGCAAACCAUACAGUAUGUGUUAUGUUUCUUUUUCUCUUAUACAGUGAGAGUCUUUAAGAUGUCAGUUUAAGUUAAGUUAAUUCUACCAAAUUACACGCACAAAAAAUAUGCAAACAUAUGUUCAAGCUUACCUCUGUGGUACAUUGCCAUGCAGAUACCUACCUGUCAUUAUUAUUUUUAUUUUUGUUAGUUUUUUGAGGCCAAUGCUAAUACUUGACACAUGACAGUCUUAACCCCUAUUUGUACAGACUUUGAGAUAUUUUUCACAACAAAACAAUGAAGGUAAAAAUACUGUUUGAGCGACACUAGAGUCAGAUCAAAGCCAUAGCAACAUGGAUGGCUACAUUCCACUGCAGAUGAAAACAUGGUGUCAUUUCUUUGUAAUUUGGAUGAACCAACCCUUUUCUAUUGUCUCUGAAAAUUUGCCUGAACUUGUAAUUCUCCCUGAAAAUGUGCCUUUUUCAAUAAAAACCUGUCAUGCCUGUUUAAAAAAUAAAUUUUGAAACAGCAAAGAAUUUACAUUGUUAUGUGACGAAUUUUUAUUAUGCAUGUUAAACUUUUUAAAUGGAUUUAUGGUGGUCGUAAAUAUUUGUUUUUUAUUAAAAAUGUGUCUUUAUCAGGAUAUCUAU